This is a messenger RNA of Glossina fuscipes, 944 nucleotides long. RefSeq names its product acylpyruvase FAHD1, mitochondrial-like. Bases 177 to 845 code for a protein of 222 amino acids. The record is from RefSeq and is a predicted model, not a curated record. Gene Ontology annotation, cellular component: mitochondrion. The transcript has 3 exons. Lineage: Eukaryota; Metazoa; Arthropoda; Insecta; Diptera; Glossinidae. Gene Ontology annotation, molecular function: acetylpyruvate hydrolase activity.
UUUUUGUCUUUUGAGAAACUUUACUAUAACUUUGAAACGUCCCCUGAGAAAAACCUACCGCACAUUAAUUAAUGUCAAUUGAAGCAUUUUUCUGAUUAUAAAUUUUAAAAUAUAUUUUAUACAUUAAACGAAACGAAUUUCCAGUGCGUGUUUUAAGGUAUUUGGGAAGAAGGACAAUGGCUACCGAUGAUUCUAAGUGCAAAUUGGAAAGUUUUGUUACCUAUAAUAAAAAAAUAUUAGGAGCCGGCUUAAAUUAUAUGGACAUAAUCAAAAGUCGAAAUCUGCCAAUCCCGGAAGAGCCAAUACUUUUCCUUAAACCGUCAACUUCGCUAAUACAAGAAGGCCAAAAUAUAAUUAUUCCUAAAGUCUUCAGUAAGGUGGCUCAUGAGGUGGAAUUGGCGUGCGUGAUUGGGAGGCGUUGCAGAAACGUUUCCAAAGGGAGUGCCAUGCAAUUCGUGGGUGGGUAUUGUUUAGCUUUGGAUAUGACAGCCCAGUGUUCGUUGCAAGUCGCCCGAAGUAAAGGCUUGCCUUGGUCUCUGGGGAAAGGUUUCGAUACAUCGACACCGGUUUCCCGAUUGUUUACGCCGGAUGAAAUACAAGAUCCACACAAAUUGGAACUCUGGCUUAAGGUUAAUGGCAAUAUUCGACAAACAGGCAAUACGGGAGACAUGAUUUUUAAAAUUCCCGACAUUAUUGAAUAUGCAUCAAAACAUAUGACAUUGGAGCCAUGCGAUAUUAUUCUUACUGGGACUCCAGGAGGUGCAGACCCCGUGGCCCCUGGCGAUGUGAUUGAAUGUGGCUUGGGAGAUUUAAUUGAAAUGAAAUUUGAAGUAAAGGCUGAAUGAGAUUGAUGCUGAUAUCAAAUAAUUGUUGUUGUUACUUUUCAAGAUCAUUUUAAAACGGAAGCCGUGUUUGUUAUUAUAAUCCGCAGCAAUAAAUAAAAA